AUGGCGCCGACAUCAACCUCGUACACCACCACAACAACGCUGCACAGAGCUGCUCCCAUGGACGGACGAAAGAUGGCGACGGAAGAUGAGCGGUACCGAACCUCGAGCCAAUACCGGCUAUGGUCAUUUUCGCGGGCUCAGCUGCAUCAGCUGCGGGACAAGACCAACAUCCUAGCUCGACAGCAGAACGCGGCGCGGCUGGGAGGAGGGGAGACAGGGGCGUCGCUAGAAUUCCUAACAGCAGAGGAGGAGCUUUCGCUUGUGCGUUUCUUUACGAUCGAACUGAUACGCGCCGCACAGUUCUGCGAGCUGCCUACUGAGAUCAGGUCUACGGCGGCCAUAUUUUUCCGACGCUUCUACGUGACAAACUCGGUCAUGACGUACCCGCCCACCGAGCUACUCAAGACGUCCCUCUUCUUUGGUUGCAAGGCAGAGGGCUUCUACAUUCGCCUGGGCCGGCUGACGGAGAAACUGUCGGGCACCACACCAGAGCAGAUCCUUGCGGGAGAGUUCCUUUUGUGCCAGGGCAUCCGCUUCGCGUUCGACGUGCGCCACCCAUUCCGGGGUCUCGAGGGAGCCGUCCUGGAGUUAAGGCGGAGAUUGCCUGCUGAGCAGGAAACACGCAUUAACAGGGCACAUGCACGGUCUCGAGAGAUCCUUAAGUUUAGUCCCCUUCUCACGGACGUCUACUUCCACUACACACCCAGCCAGAUCAUGCUGGCUGCUCUACAAAUGGCCGACGCGGGCCUCGCAGACAUGCUCAUACCUGCCGAAGGUGUGCAGUCGGACAUUCGGGAAAAGAUUAUGGCCACCGUACAGGGUUGCCGUGUCAUGCUGGAGCAGGAACCACCUGAGAGGAUGGCCGAAUACUGGGAGACUGUCGAAACGGCCAAAUCUAUGAAGCCGCUGCGGAAGAAACUUCAGAAAUGCCGAGACCCAGACCGAGUCGACCUCGUUGCUCUACAAAAGGCCAGGCGCGAACAAGCCAUGAACAAGGAGGUCAAGAAGCCCACCUCAAAGAGUGACAACCCCUUUGGCGGCGACCUAAAGUCCAUUAAGGCUGAUGAUCCGUUCGGAGGAGCUUUGUGA
Geosmithia morbida is the source of this 1089-nucleotide messenger RNA. Its product is annotated as cyclin H. The coding region runs from base 1 to 1089 and encodes 362 amino acids. Gene Ontology annotation, molecular function: cyclin-dependent protein serine/threonine kinase regulator activity. The record is from RefSeq and is a predicted model, not a curated record. Gene Ontology annotation, cellular component: nucleus; transcription factor TFIIK complex. NCBI's taxonomy places the organism in Eukaryota, Fungi, Ascomycota, Sordariomycetes, Hypocreales, Bionectriaceae. The transcript has 2 exons. Gene Ontology annotation, biological process: regulation of transcription by RNA polymerase II; regulation of cyclin-dependent protein serine/threonine kinase activity.